CGACCUGCGACCACCUCAUCCCACAAAGACUCCCCUGCCGCUGUUAAGGAAGCCCCAUUCCUGAAUCCUCGGCAUUCUAGGUGAAGAAGACAUGACUGCGAACGAUCGUGUUGAAGCGCUCAAGGCCUCGUGUCCUAUCCUGCGACUCUCUCAAGACAUAAUGCAAAACAUCCUACGCUAUCUUACGACUGGUGAUAUCUUCGCUGUCUGUCGCUGCUCCAGCCACUUCUACGAUGCGGGCAGGCGUGUUCUAUACGAGGCUCCCAAGACUACGGGUUACGAACGCACUCAAGAGUUUAUGAUCCAACUCGACAAGCAACCUCAUCUCGCGCGCUGGGUUGCCACACUAGAGCUCAACCCCACCGGCGGCGACUCGUGUUCUCCUUUCUUUCUGCUCCUUUGUUCCAAGGUCAUCAAGAUGAUGGACAACAUUGUCGAGCUCAAUCUGACCGGUGCCCCCUAUCUGCCCGCCGUUAUGGGCCCUCACACCUUUCCGAAGCUGACACGAUGCGGCGUCACUGAAAUUGAGUCUGCAAUUCCCUUUUUGGAGGCCAACGCCGACAACAUACUCGAGCUGCAUCUUAUAGAUCAAGGGGGCUUACCCGACAUCAACCGCAAGAUCAACUUCACACGCCUCUUUCGUGCUGUCAUCCCGCUGAGUCUUGCGCCCUAUGUGCUUCCUGGCACCUCACCCGUCAGAGUCGAGCUCACCGUCACCUCCGACCACAACAAACGCGCGCUGGAGCUCCGCAACUUCCAACAGCUCGCUGGCGUCCCCAUACUCAGCCUCAAGGUUACAUCCGAGCGUCUCAAAAGCGACAUCAUCGCCCCCAUAGCGCGGUAUGCAUCGCGCGAGCUUCAAGAACUGGAGAUCGAGACCGCCCGCCCGCACACCACUGCCCAGCGCAGGCGCUUCUUCGAUGCGCUCGAGAUCCACGUUGCGCUCAUGAGGAACCUGCACGCUGUCAAGGUUCCUGGGACAUCGGGCACUGCGAGGCUGCCCACUAUUGCGGACCUGGACGAGAUGGAGAACGUUUGCAACAGGCUCAGCAAGCGCUGCCCGACGCUUCAAUGCGUGUAUCCCGGCUUUGACCUUUACUGGCGGCCUUACGGUGUCGCUUGGUUCCCUAUAACUCCUGAAGCUGACUACGAGAGAUACUCUCACCUGAUCGGGCUCUGGGGCUUGCGCAAAGUAGCGAAUAACCCCUCUAUCUGGGGCCCGAUGAGGCAGACUGCGUUGCGCGAGCAUGGCACGGGAAUAACCGACUUCGAGGAAGCAAACGGCAUCACCGACGUGAAUGAGAUUCCACGAGUACUAGGGGGUUGGUCGGAGGAUCUUGAGGCUGAUGAGGGAGGUGCCGGGCGAGUAUAGCUUUGAGUACGCAUAGCUUACAUCAGGCGUGUGGAAAGGCAGGCAGAACUAUGGCUGUAUCUGGUUCGGACAAUGCCAAUCAAAGUCACGAAGCGUGUGAUUGAGGGCGAUAUAAUGUCAC
This is a messenger RNA of Schizophyllum commune H4-8, 1493 nucleotides long. RefSeq lists its product as uncharacterized. Gene Ontology annotation, molecular function: protein binding. Bases 92 to 1372 code for a protein of 426 amino acids. The record is from RefSeq and is a predicted model, not a curated record. The transcript is spliced from 4 exons. Lineage: Eukaryota; Fungi; Basidiomycota; Agaricomycetes; Agaricales; Schizophyllaceae.